AAUUAAGAGCCUCUAUUUUAAUUACAGUAACUAUAAUCACUAUUAUUGUUUAUAGUCCUCGUCUAACUUUUAAGCCAAAUGAGUAGACUUAUGAGUCAAGCUUCUUAUAUAUAGUCUUAAGUUAGUUCCUCUCCACCUAGUUAGCAGUAUUAACCUCAUCACAUCAACUCUUCCCAUCAACUAUCCAAAAUGUCUAACAAGUCGAUCCUCGCGCCCUUUGAUGCGGCGAACCUACAGAACCGCGGCUUGUUAGGUCCUGGCAACACCACCUCCUCACAACGACUUCACAAGCGCUGUUUGAACCGCUCGAGCGAUGAAGAGCACAGUGAUAUCCCUCUCUCGGCCCCCAUCUCAUCGCAAAAUGCAUUCGCAACGAUCCCUGCUGUCCUCAUCUCCCUCGAAACUCUCAUCUACGUGGGGCUCUCUGGUCAAAAGGCCAACGAGCUAUGGAACCAGUGGACAAACUGGCAAAGGGGACCGUAUGACCCGCGCCGUGAGACCGAUCCAGAUGAUGGCGGUUUAACAGUCACCUUUCACGACUUCAUCAUCGGGUGGUCAGUUACGAAUAGGGCUGAUGCGGUGGGGGACGACGACGACCACGAAUGGCGCAAAUGCCUAGAUGCAUGUGGUAUUGAUGCUGCGACCCAAGACGCUAUCAUGGAUCCAAACUUCACCUAUCUCCGGCGCACAAACUCCUGCUUAUACUGGGCUAAGGACACCAUUGAAAUGCGAUAUGCGGGUCUCGAAGAAAUCCAGCGCACAUCACUCACGCGAGAGGCAGAACUAAAACAGGCGGCCCCCCCCAUUCCUAGCGGAUCUGAAGAUGCACAAGGCAGCGGGUACCAAGGCAACGUUGGUCUUACCUCGACAUCAUCGACAAGCCAAGGACAGCGCUCCAUCUCUGGCCUUCAGCAAAAAGGCGCAGCCGGGAUUGAGGCCGACGUCUGUGGCUCCUCUCGCGCCAUCGCAGCACUCAAUGCGCCUGGGUACACCACGCUGUACAAAGGUCUUGACCAAGCCCGCAUCACAGGGCUCUUCGACGACAGCGGCGCUGUAGCUGAAAUUGAGAUCCUCUUGAGCUCAGCACCAUCAGACUUCUGCGGCAUUAGCUCCCGUUUCUACUUCGCGCUCGACCACACGGUUGCGAGAUACUACGCUGCAUAUGUCAAGAAACGUGCCGUCUGCGAGUCCGUCGUCAUCGUGUGCCUCCAGAUCCCGAAUGCCGCGAUCGAAAGCCUCCCACCAAAUAAAAUUCAGAGGAUGUUAUGGCCUAGCAGCGAGUGGAAAGAACUCGUCUGGUUCUCUCGCAAAGGGAAAACCCCUCCGCCCCAUCUCGAUAAGUACCAUGAACGUGGUAGGAAGUGGACAUUUUGCGUGGUCUCCCUCUGAGAAAGACUGGGCGUAUUAGAUAGACGGACCAAGUUCAUGGAAUCAAAUCAAAUUAUUUCAUGC
Messenger RNA from Pseudogymnoascus destructans, 1452 nucleotides. RefSeq lists its product as uncharacterized. The coding region runs from base 190 to 1389 and encodes 399 amino acids. The record is from RefSeq and is a predicted model, not a curated record. Lineage: Eukaryota; Fungi; Ascomycota; Leotiomycetes; Thelebolales; Thelebolaceae. The transcript has a single exon.